UUUACUUUUGAUGCUGUAACUUGAAUUCUGGUUGGUGGUUAGGUAUAUAUUUUCAUGUCAUAGAGCACAUGCCACACUUUAUCUGUUAAUUCAAGCGUCAGCUAUGUGUUUACAUGCACUGAGGUAACUUGGUUAUCUUUGUUGUUCUGUAUCAACCCUGUUCUCACAGUGACAUGUAAACAAACAUGUCAUGGUGCAGUUCUAUGACAUUAUAUAUUACAUUACAACCCUUCAGACAGGAACAUGUAUCAUGGCAGCUAUACAGAGGAACUGUGGUGUGUUCUGUUUCCAAACAAAUUCAAUGCAAUCCUAAAUCUGAAUAUGAAUUAUCAGUUAUCAGAUAUCAGAAACUGUGACAAUAUUUUGACACAUCCAGUUUCUUCUUUUUUUCCAGGUUCCCAUUCUCUCGAGUUCUUGUCAACAGGAAGUGUGCAGCCUGGAGAUGGACCUCAGUUUGAGCAACUGACUGUAUUUGAUGGAGUUCCCAUCUCUCACUGUAAAGGCUCGACCAAAAGAGAGGAGCUCAAACCUGUCCUUGAAUCAGCAGACUUACCUGAAUACUGUGUUGAAGCACGAUCUGAUAUAAUAGAAGCUAUCCAUGAGAUUCCACCAUCCAUCAACUGCACUGUGUAUUGUUUACUACAGCGGCGGCGUGGAUGCACCAGGUCACCCAAUGGGACGAUCUCUUCUUUUGACGUCUGGGCAGUGAAUGGAACAGACUUCAUAAACUUUGACCCUGAAUUGAUGAGAUGGACGUCCUGGUCUCCCUCUGCACUACAAGUUCAACAUCUGUGGAACAAAAAAGUAGCUCGGAAGAAUGCCUUAAAUCACUUCAUCAGAGAACAAUGUCCACUGAUUCUGCAGAGUAUUAACUUGAGAUCAACACACCAUAAAACAGAGGUACGUGUAUUUGCCAAGCCAGAUGUUAGCACAGAUCGGGCACUGCUGACAUGUCACGUGACAACUACUGACAAAUCCGUGAGCUCAGUGCAGCUGAUUGGAAAUGGGGCUUCCCAAGCAAGAUGGGGCUCCGUAACUGGACCACUGCCUUCUGAAGACGGAUCUGUGAUCUUCAGACUGAGAGCUGGCAUCUCCCUCAACCAAAACACUAACAUCUACGGCUGUGCGGUACAAACAGGAGGUCACAACUUCACGGUCUUUUGGGAUGGGACUACUCUGGAUGGCAGACACCUUCUUUACGCUUCAAGUGUCUACUGGAAAAAUCUGGCACUGAUCCUUGGACUCGGCUGCAUUAUUGGUGCAAUCACUCUUCUGUGGUGUGCAAUAACUUUUCUGCUUCGAUGUGUCACGAGGUUUGAUCGUUCUUCGAGAGGUGAUCUAGAGAUGACACGGAUGCACAGAGCUGAGGACUGGAACCAGUGGAUGAUGCAGAUUACAUCUGAGGAACAAGACUUCUAUGAUCCAGAAUACUUUGGUCGUCACUUCGUAGUGCUGUUACCACCAGGGCCAAGGUGAAACCCUGGAGCAACAUGAAAAUUAGACUUCCCUCUUCCCAUCCUCCAAGCACCACCAGCAGCGAAGUGUUUUUGCAUAGUUUAAUUCAAAAAACAUCUUGUACACAAAUAUGCUGGCAGUCUGGGACAAAGGAGGUGAGCCCCUGGAGAGGAGCCGGCCCUUAACCUCUUGGCUUCGAACUUCGGCAGGAACCAAUCAACUCACCAUGGCAACCUACAAUCACUCAGACACACCUGCAGCCACACACACACACACACACACACACACACACACACACACACACACACACACACACACACACACACACAGGUAAAAUGAGGGUUAUUAAAACAGACAAAUCCAAACAUGUAUGUCCUCUAGGGUCCUAACAAGUGCACUGCUAUGAUUUGGGUUAAAAACUGAAAAAAAAACAAAACUGUAAACAGCAGGUUUUACUGUCAGUACCAUACAUGUAGUGUAGUGUACAUGCUGUGUACGUCUGAGGGCACUAUUUAGUGUCCACAUUGAGGCUGAAGACUUUUCAUUAAAGGUAAAAGUAAAUUAGUUUAUUCUUAAAUGAAUGAACCAACAGCUGCUGCAGAAAAUGAUUUAUGAUAAUAGAGAAAAAACAGCUGAUGUUACUGAUUUUGGAGUGCACAAAAAAAAACAUGAAAUGUAGUGAACAAUGUAGCAAGUAGGGAAUCAUAUCCUGUAUAUAGUCCUCCCUAAGGCCUGACUUCAGCCAGCACACUGUGACAAGAUACUGACAGAAAGUGUGUGGAGGAUUUAGAAUGGCUUACCACACCUUUAUGUUUCACACACUGUAUAUUGUAUCAUAUUAUGUAUUUGCAAGCACCAUAUAUGACACACUUCGUACGCUAUAUCAUUAUCUUAUGUAUGUAUAUUGUUAUAUGAAAAGCAAUGAGCCUGUGGGCCCAUGAACAUAAUUUCUUGUUAUGUGUCGAACAGCCAAUCACAACGCUGUUAACAGAUGGGUAGCAGAGGCACCAGAGCAGAGACUGUUACAGCUGCAGUAUCUCUGAAAGGAUUGACAGCUGCCUGUAUGGAAAUAACCACAUUUAUCUCAAGAGCUCCACUGUGUCAUCUUCUAUGCAGGCCUACUUUCUCUCCACAGGCAGUGGUGCAGUGAUACUGCAUGUCCAUUAUGUAAAUAUAAUACUAAGUGCAAUUAAUGCUCUGUAACCUACCAAAACUCUAAUGCAUAAGCUAAGUCCUCCACUUCUUAAGCUAGUACCCGUUUGUAACAUGGUCUGAUCUGAUUAAUUUAAACAGAAAGAAUGGAUUUGUUUUUAUUCCAACACAUCAGUCCAAACGCACGAUUGGACCUGCUUCCCUUCACAGAUUGAUUGACAGGCAGGGAUGCUAGUUUUCUGAUGUGGUUCCAUCAGUGUUUUCUGUACAUGUUGGACUAAACAACCCGUUAUUUUCAAUUAUGAUAUAGUACUUCCAUUAUUACUGUGUUUGACCUCAAAAUGUACUUUGUCAAAAGCAAAACACAGAUUGGGGCUUAAACCGUCACCCAGCUGGAUGUGUGUCCUCUCUCCCACAGCUUUGGGUCAUGUCAUGUUACUGCUCAUGUGUAAUUAAAACUAAU
Acanthopagrus latus (yellowfin seabream) is the source of this 3070-nucleotide messenger RNA. RefSeq names its product major histocompatibility complex class I-related gene protein-like. The record is from RefSeq and is a predicted model, not a curated record. Bases 244 to 1476 code for a protein of 410 amino acids. Gene Ontology annotation, cellular component: external side of plasma membrane. The transcript has 5 exons. NCBI's taxonomy places the organism in Eukaryota, Metazoa, Chordata, Actinopteri, Spariformes, Sparidae. Gene Ontology annotation, biological process: immune response.